Messenger RNA from Prorocentrum cordatum, 4531 nucleotides. The record is from the annotation of a GenBank genome assembly. Lineage: Eukaryota; Dinophyceae; Prorocentrales; Prorocentraceae.
GGCGCGACGCUCCUUUGCCAGCCUCAAGGGCAAGGCCGAGGAGGCGUGCGAGGUAGGGACCGUCAGGGCCGACGGCUCGGUGGAGGUCUUCUUGGAGUACCUCGGGAAGCGCUUUCCCGAUAUCGAAGUAUUGGAGUUACCGGCGCUCCUGGAGACGUUCGUGAAGCCGGCAUGCAUCCGGCACAAGUUUGAGGAGAUCCGCGAUUUCAGCGAUCGCUGCAACAGCAUGGCGACGAAACUGAGAGCUAAGGACAUACAGGUGCCCGACGAGGUCAUGGCCGACCUGUGCAUCAAGGGCGCCCGCUUGCCACUGGAGCGCAAGGCGAGCGUGCUUAACGGCGUGGGCAACGCGUUCAAUCCGACGAAGAUCCAGGAGCAGCUCAUGAUCAAUUUAACCAAAGUAUCGGUCGUGGACGGCAGCAAAGAGCACCGCCACGACCAAGGCGGCUACGGAGGUCACAAGAAGGACCACAAGAAGGUGUGCGCCACGGAGGCCUAUGACGAGGCCGAGAACGACGGCGCGUCCACCGACAGCUCCGAGGGCUACGACGACGACUUGCCGGACGAGCUGCAGGACGUGAUAGACGAGGCGGAGGAGCAGGUGGCUUUCUUCACCAAGAAAUUGGUGCGCGCCAAAGACACGCUGAAGGGGGUCGAGCAGUCGCGCGGCUACUUCGCCAAGCGAGACGGCGGACAUCCGCCGAAGAAGGGCGAUUCCAAGGUCGCCAAGAUGAAGGCGAGGACGCACUGUGGAGCGUGUGGCCAGGAGGGCUACUGGCGCGGCGACCCGCAGUGCUCCAAGAAGAAUGUGACGGCAGCCUCGUUCUACAUCAACAAGGACAACCAGUGCCACGUGGCCGCGACGGGUUCGGCGCUCAUCUACAUCAGCGUCGAAGACCUACUCAAGGAGUCGGGCGGCAGGCUGACCUUCGACGCUGCCUGCUCGCGGUGCGUCGGCGGCCUGGACUGGUGCAACGACAUCAACGAGAAGCUGGCGGCCUUCAACGUCCAGCCGAUCGAGUGCCCAGAGGAGCUGUUCCGCUUCGGAGCGUCCAAGGUGGUGUGCAGCCUCAAGGCCGCGCUGAUUCCCUGCUCGGUGAAUGGCAAGGCCUUCGCCGUGCGCAUGAGCAUCGUGCGCAGCGCCGUGCCUGGACUGUUCAGCCGCCAGGCCCAGAGCGAGCUGGGCGUUGUCUACCGCGCAGGGGGCAACGAGCUUGGCAUCAAAUCCGUCAACGAGCACGGCGCCCAGAUGGGCUUGAGCCGCGCUGGACACCCGACGCUCGAGAUCACAGGCUUCGCGCCGAGCUACAAGCCAGUGUCGGACGUCUCGGACGCCAAGACCGAGAUCCGGCUGCAUCGUUUUUCGACUUGCCACGCUGAGACAGCCGUGGCCAGCGCCGCCAAGCCGGUAGCGCCCGAGCGCUGUGGCCAACGGGUCGCCUCGGAGGCCGACGAGCCUCAGUCGGAGACUGACUGUGACGAGCUCGACGGCGCUGAACUGUUCGAGCAGCAGGUGCGCCAGCGGCCGGAGUUCACGCCCCCGUCGCAGCGGAAAUGCGUGACAUCUCCCAGGGCGACGAUCCCGGAGGCCAGCUGCUCGAACGCGCCGACGCCGAGUUUUUCCCGCCUGCCAGCGAUCUACAUCAUGCGGAUGGGGGGCCUACAGGCGGAGGUGGCAAGCUACGAGUUGGAUGUGCGCGACGCGACGCGCGACCAGCUCCGCGUCAUCCUGCGCGCGAACGACAAGAUGCGCUUCGGCAAGUACCCAACCGCGGAUUACCGCUGGGUGCUUAAGGACGACUUGGGUUACGCGCGUUGGGCGGUGCUGGGGCUGGGCGCCGGCCGAGCGAGCCCGCUCCUGGCGCGCUUCGGCAGGCGGGUCCAGGCUCGCGGGGUGAGGCCGCUCGAGCCAGAAGAGCUCGAGACUGCCAUCGAGGCGGUGAUGGCCGAGGAGGUGGUCCUGGGCGACGAGUCGGUGACGCCGGUGGCGACGAUCCAGCGGGCCUCAGCUUGUCAAGGCAGUUGGGCGGGUCACCGCCGCCCGAGGCCGGUCGAGGAGCGCGAGAUGGACACCGGCGACCACGGCUUCCAGAAGGCGGGCGAGACCGACCAGGAGAUGGAUGUGGCGUCUCCGCACGACAAGGUCACGGGCUUGCUGAGCGCCUUUGCGUUUCAGGCCGUGCUCGCGGCGGACUGGCUGUCCCAACCUCUCAAGCCGUUUGCUCAGUAUGCGACGAGCGCCGCGCAGGGCGUGGCGGACCACAUGAGGAACGUCAAGGAGAUCUGCACCGUCCGGAGCCACGGCGUGGACGUCAUGCAGGUGUUCAACUGUAAGUGCGGCUGGGGCCUCCGCAAGCAGAAGGACCUCGAGAUGACGUACGAGCGGUGCUACGCAUCGAGGCCUAAGUUCGCGUCGAUCGAGCUACCCUGCACCUACUGCGCGAACGUUGCGCACCUCAACUUCCACGCGCCGCAGGGCAAGCAGGCACUGCGGCGACUGUGGCGCGCGGAGCGGCCAUUCCUUUUCCUGGCCCGCGGCCUCUUCAGGUCUCAGCUCGAUUCAGGCGGCGCCGCCAUGAUCGAGAGCCCGGCCACCAGCCGGAUCUGGACACAGCGCAUCAUGAUGGAGCUACUUGCCGACGAGCGCGUGUACCAGGUGAGGCUGCUCGUCACCCGCAAGGAGUUCGAGCGGCUACGCUGUGCCUGCAGCCGCACACGCCACGACCAGACGUUCGGGGACAACGUGGCGGUGCGGAAGUCUGGCGUCUAUCCAGCCAAGUUCUGCCGAGCGGAGGCGCGCGUCGUCGAGCAGAUCAUUCGCCGGCAGGGUGGGCCUCGCGCCUGCCAGGUGGACUGCGGCGCUUCCUCGUCGGCCUUCAUCGCGACGGAGUUGAAGGGGCAGGCCGCCGUCUGCGUGAACGACGCCGCGCCCCUGGGAGAGACGGGCGAGCCUAUUGGGGACCCAGACACCAUGGGCGGCGGAGACGACUUCGCCGACGCUCGCGACGUGGAGGCCGACGAGACUGUGGACGGCAGGAUCGGGGUCGGCGCGGUCACUUUCACCAAGAAAGCAGCAGCCUGCUGCAAGCCGGCCGAGUUGGCCAUGCUCAAGAGACUCCACGUCAAUUGGGGCCAUCCGUCUGAUGGAGACUUGGGCCACAGUCUGCGACUCAAGGGCGCUCAGUCGGCCGUCGUGCAGGCCGUCAAGGGGCUGAUCUGCGGAGUGUGCCGCUCAUUUCGGCGACGACGUGGGUUCGAUUGCUUCGAGCUCGGGGGCGUCGACGGCAAGAGCUACUGGUACUUCAGUAUCGUCGACUCGGCCGCUACCUUCCACGUCGCGACGCUGAUCGGUCGCCACACCAGCCAGGAGUUCGCUAUGGCCUUCGAGAGGUGCUGGGCCUCCUGGGCCGGCGUCCCGGACAGAGUCCAUUUAAACAUGGAGAGGGAGUUCGGUGGCGUUCUCAGCGAGCUGUUCCAGUCUUUCGACACGGUGCAGCUACCUAUCGCGGGACAGGCCCACUGGCAGCUCGGUCGAGUGGAACGUCAGGGACCCUGGUGGAGGGAGCUCGCUGCAAGGACGAUCGAGCACUCGUCGAUCAGGGGCGAGCGCGAGAUGCGGACGCUAGGCAUCAUGGUGUCUGGCGCCAAGAACUCGCUGAGGAGGCGGGCUGGCUUCAGCCCCGCACAGUGGGUGCUGGGGCGCGAUCCCAAGAUGCCCGCCGACCUGAUGGACGACGCGGCCAACUACAGUGCCCACAGUCUCGCCACCAAUGACGAGAGGAGUCGUCGCCGAUCUGCUGUUCGGACGGCGGCGCGCGAGUCGUUCAUGCGGAUGCAGAACGACGACCAGCUCAGACGAGCUAUGCUGGCUCCCGCGCGCACCGUGGCCACGCCUUUGUCAGUGGGCGAGAUGUGCUACAUUUUCCGCCAAGUCAAGAAGAAAGAGCAGAAGGAGCAGCACAACCGCAACGCCAAGAAGGGCAUCUGGCGGGGGCCGUGCGUGGUCAUCGGUCACCAGGGCAACAACGCCUGGGCACUCGCUCCGGACGACGUCUGGUUCCCGAACGGUCGGGGCGAGAUCGGCCAGGCCGUGGCCGAGCUCAACGGGGCUCGCGACUCACUCGAGCAGGAGGAGGUCCCGGUGGAGGACAUCCGCCCCGAGCCGGGCCAGCCCCAGGUCCAGCCAGACGAGAUGGAGCAGGCGUGGCGGGAGUUCAUCGACAGCCCAGACGACGACGACAUGAGGCUGAACUUUCCUGAGGACCCGAACUCCCAGCAGCAGAUCGAGGUGCUGCCCGCCGACCGAGCCGACAUGCCUCAGUCAGCCUCGGAGGAGCAGCCCUGCGGUCCCGUCGGGUUCCGACGACGGCGAGCGACCUUCGACGGGGCGGACAGCGGCGACUUCGGCCCGGCCUUCAAGCGCCUGCAGACCGCCAAGGAGCACGUGGGCUCCGGAGGACCGCCCCCGAGGACAGCCUCGCGCGAUCGGGCGGCCGUGCCCGGCGGCGGAGCAGCGGCCGGAUCCGAGUAG